Messenger RNA from Bacidia gigantensis, 1794 nucleotides. RefSeq lists its product as uncharacterized. Gene Ontology annotation, molecular function: metal ion binding; DNA binding. The transcript is spliced from 6 exons. Bases 1 to 1794 code for a protein of 597 amino acids. Lineage: Eukaryota; Fungi; Ascomycota; Lecanoromycetes; Lecanorales; Ramalinaceae. Gene Ontology annotation, biological process: DNA strand elongation involved in DNA replication; DNA replication. The record is from RefSeq and is a predicted model, not a curated record. Gene Ontology annotation, cellular component: delta DNA polymerase complex.
AUGCUCGGCUUCUACUCCUACCGCGAUCCUAAUCCACAGAACACACUGAACGUUAUCCGGGACGUCGGCCGUUUUGCAAUUGAUAAAACGUGGACAGACCAAGAUCUGCAGGAAGCAAAGCUAAGCACUUUUCAGAGUGUCGAUGCUCCUCAAAGUGUAAGCGAAGAGGGCCUGACGAGAGCAGAUAAAAAGGAGCAGCUGCUCGAUGUGACGAAACAAGAUGUGAGGGCAGUCGCGCAGAAAUAUCUUGUCAACGGAGCUGAAGAGAUGCGAAUUGCUGCAAUAGGCGAGAAGAAAGACUGGAUAAGACCCGAGGAAUGGAAAAUUGAAAAUUUAGAUCAAGAACAAAACCUCCUCGAGCGUGUACACUCCACUUACAAACCUCUCCACACAUUUGCGCUUCCACAUGGCGACCAUAAACAAUAUAAGCAGCAGUAUGGAGAUAUGUACUUCCUACGAUUAGCAAAGCUCAAGCCCGCAGUGGAAGAGCUGGCGCAGGAAGCGUGGAAUGACUUUCAGAUAGCCGGCGAGCAAGUUAGACAUGUCGACCGAGUUUUGGACGUGCGACAGGGUGAGCUUUGCUGGGUUGCAGGAACGGUGUUCAUGGACAUGCCGCUAAAGCCCAACAUCUUGGAUGACCUAUCCAGAGACCACUGGAUCGCCGCUCCUCCUCCCCGUGAGAAAUACUUAGCAAGAAACGGACAAGACCUCAUGAUGUUGGAGGACGAGUCAGGGCGGCUGCGUAUGGUUGGAACUCAGUUACAAUUGCAUAUGCUCGUUACUGGAUGUAUCAUUGCAGUUAUGGGCACGGAGAAUGCUGACGGUGACUUCGAAGUUGUCGACAUGAAAGUACCAGAUCUUGCACCUCAGCCAGAACGUCAGAUCAAAAGCGAGAGCCUAAAGACGAAUGGAGAGAGUAAAUCAAAGAGGAGAAAGAGCCCGGAUACACAGGAAGGUAGCAAGAUAGCUAUCGUCAGUGGCAUAGCUAUAAGCGGUGAAGAUGGCGACUCUCUGAAGUUGGAUCUCUUAAUGGAAUUCCUCCUCGGGGAGGCGUGUGGCACUACUACCCAGGAAGAAAUCUCCAAGAUCUCUCGUCUGAUCAUUGCGGGCAAUUCCAUCUCGGAGGGUAAUCCACUACGAUCAGAGGACGACCUUGCGGAUUUGAAAAAGGCGAGCAAGAAAUACGGCUAUGACUCCUCAGCCUACAAUCCCCUCCCUACAGCUCACUUAGACGAAUUCCUUGCUACGCUUCUUCCAUCAAUACCUAUAACUCUCCUCCCUGGUGACAGCGAUCCUGCAAAUGUCUCACUCCCUCAGCAACCGAUCCAUCCGGCUAUGCUUCCGCGUAGUAGGAAUUACGCUGUUCAAGAUGGCGAGCAGCCAGGCUGGUUUGACAGCGUGACGAACCCGUGGGAAGGUGAUAUUGACGGUCUGAGGUUUUUGGGAAAUGGAGGCCAACCCAUCGAUGAUGUUCUUAAAUACGUGGAGGGAGGUGAGAGGCUAGAGAUGAUAGAAAACUUGCUAAGAUGGAGAUGUAAUGCCCCUACUGCGCCGGACACGCUAUGGUGCUAUCCUUUUCAGGAGAAAGACCAAUUCAUCAUCGAGGAAUGCCCCCAUGUGUUCUUCGUCGGGAACCAGCCGCGAUUUGAGACUGGUUUGGUUGAAGGACCGACGGGCCAGAUUGUAAGGCUAAUUGCUGUACCGAAGUUCAAGGAGACCGGUGAAGUGGUGCUCCUUGACACGGAAACCUUGGAGGCCGAAAUGCUAAAAUUUAAUAUCCACGGUGACUUAUGA